AUGGCGUUAGUGACACCCGCUGACUCGAACUUUCUUCUCGCGUGCAGCAUCGAAUCCUUCGCGCCGGAGCUCUCCCGCAUCCCCACAAAAGUCAUCUACUGGCUCUUCAUCUCCUUCGACCUCUUCUGCCUCGUCCUGCAGGCCGCCGGCGGCGCACUGAGCACGACCUCCCAGGGCAGCUCCGACGUGGGCGUCGACCUCGCCAUGGCCGGCCUGGUGAUCCAGGUCGUCGUGCUGGUGGCCUUUUGCACAAUGUUCGCCGACUACAUGAUCCGCUACACGCGCUCGAGCGCCGCGCGCACGCUGACGCGCCGGGAGAAGGUCUUUUUUGGCUUCCUCGCGCUGGCGAUUGUGCUGAUCCUCGCGCGGUGCGCGUACCGUGUUGACGAGCUUAGCGAGGGGUACUCGGACUCGGACAAGAUUACCAACGAGGGGCUGUUUAUCGGGCUCGAGGGAGUUCUUAUUAUCUGCGCCGUGUUUGCGCUGUGUGUCGGCCAUCCCGGGUUGGUCUUUGGCAAGAACAAGGCGGUGAAUGGCAUGAGAAAGGGGUCGAGUGUUGAGAGUGGUGUGGAGAGUGGCAUUACGGAAACGGAGCAAAAGUGA
Molecule: messenger RNA, 603 nt
Organism: Colletotrichum spaethianum
Lineage: Eukaryota; Fungi; Ascomycota; Sordariomycetes; Glomerellales; Glomerellaceae
Exons: 2
Coding region: 1-603 (200 amino acids)
Cellular component (GO): plasma membrane; fungal-type vacuole
Source: RefSeq, a predicted model, not a curated record